AUGGGAAUAGGGUGGGCGAGGUGUGGGGCUGAGUUUUGUGUUUUCCGGGCGAAGGGGUGGGGCUGGACCUAUGGGUGGGAAUGGGUGUCGGGUUUGGAUGGAGAUGGGUUGGGAAUGGAUAUCUGUGAGGGCAUUUUCCCUUCUGUUUGGUUGAAGAAGAAAGUUUAUGGAUGGUGGUUGGGUUGGGGUGACGGUGAAGGGGUGGGGCUAGGAGGGGAGGGGGACAAAAUUGACCAAAUUGAAACGACAUGGACCAAAGUGGUAAAAGUGGAAAACUACAGGGACCAAAAGUGA
This is a messenger RNA of Prunus armeniaca (apricot), 294 nucleotides long. The record is from the annotation of a GenBank genome assembly. Lineage: Eukaryota; Viridiplantae; Streptophyta; Magnoliopsida; Rosales; Rosaceae.